Molecule: messenger RNA, 318 nt
Organism: Fonsecaea monophora
Lineage: Eukaryota; Fungi; Ascomycota; Eurotiomycetes; Chaetothyriales; Herpotrichiellaceae
Product: 60S ribosomal protein L27a
Exons: 3
Coding region: 1-318 (105 amino acids)
Biological process (GO): translation
Cellular component (GO): cytosolic large ribosomal subunit; ribosome
Molecular function (GO): structural constituent of ribosome
Source: RefSeq, a predicted model, not a curated record
AUGGAUAAAUACCAUCCUGGUUACUUCGGAAAGGUCGGUAUGAGACACUUCCACCUGCUCAGAAACCACUACUGGAAACCCUCGAUCAACCUCGACAAGCUCUGGUCAUUGAUCCCCGAGGAGACUCGUGAAGCCUACGUUUCUGGCAAGAAGACCGAUACCGCUCCCGUCCUGGACCUUCUCCCUCUCGGAUACUCCAAAGUUCUCGGCAAGGGCCGCAUUCCCAAGAUCCCGAUUGUCGUAAGAGCAAGGUGGUUCAGCAAGGAGGCCGAGCGAAAGAUUAAGGAGGCCGGCGGUGUUGUUGAGUUGGUGGCAUAA